Globicephala melas (long-finned pilot whale) is the source of this 1551-nucleotide messenger RNA. It is a transcript of the gene CYP1A2, whose product is annotated as cytochrome P450 family 1 subfamily A member 2. Gene Ontology annotation, molecular function: oxidoreductase activity, acting on paired donors, with incorporation or reduction of molecular oxygen, reduced flavin or flavoprotein as one donor, and incorporation of one atom of oxygen; iron ion binding; steroid 17-alpha-monooxygenase activity. The record is from RefSeq and is a predicted model, not a curated record. Gene Ontology annotation, biological process: hormone biosynthetic process; progesterone metabolic process. NCBI's taxonomy places the organism in Eukaryota, Metazoa, Chordata, Mammalia, Artiodactyla, Delphinidae.
AUGGCAUUGUCCCAGGCCACUCCCUUCUCAGCCACAGAGCUUCUCCUGGCCUCUGCCACCUUCUGCUUGGUAUUCUGGGUGGUCAGGGCCUGGCAGCCUCGGGUCCCUAAAGGCCUGAAGAGUCCACCAGGGCCCUGGAGCUGGCCCCUGAUCGGGCACGUGCUGACCUUGGGGAAGAGCCCACACUUGGCCCUGUCACGGCUGAGCCAGCGCUAUGGAGACGUGCUGCAGAUCCGCAUUGGCUGCACACCCGUGCUGGUGCUCAGCGGCCUGGACACCAUCCGGCAGGCCCUGGUGCGGCAGGGUGAUGAUUUCAAGGGCCGGCCUGACCUCUACAGCUUCACCUUAGUCGGUGAUGGCCAGAGUAUGACCUUCAACCCAGACUCUGGACCAGUGUGGGCUGCCCGGCGACGCCUGGCCCAGAAUGCUCUCAACUCCUUCUCCGUUGCCUCAGACCCGGCUUCCUCAUCCUCCUGCUACCUGGAGAUGCAUGUGCACAAGGAGGCUGAGGCCCUCAUCAGCAAGUUCCAGGAGCUGAUGGCAGGACCUGGGCGCUUUGACCCCUAUGACCACGUGGUGGUGUCCGUGGCCAAGGUCAUUGGUGCCAUGUGCUUCGGGCAGCACUUCCCCCAGAGCAGUGAGCAGAUGGUCAGCCUUGUGACGAACACCCAUGAUUUCGUGGAGACUGCCUCCUCCGGGAGCCCCGUGGACUUCUUCCCCAUCCUUAAAUACCUGCCCAACCCUGCUCUGCAAAAGUACAAGAGCUUCAACCAGAGGUUCCUGCAGUUCCUGCGGAAAAUAGUCCAGGAGUGCUAUCAGGACUUUGACAAGAACAGAGUCCAGGACAUCGUAGGUGCCCUGUUCAAGCACUACGAGGAUAACUCCAGAGCUAGUGGGGGCCUCAUGCUCCAGAAGAAGACUGUCAACCUUGUCAACGACAUCUUUGGAGCCGGGUUUGAUCCGAUCACAACAGCCAUCUCCUGGAGCCUUCUGUACCUUGUGACAAAUCCUGAGAUACAGAGGAAGAUCCAGGAGGAGCUGGACACAGUGAUUGGCAGGGAGCGGCGGCCCCGGCUCUCUGACAGAUCCCAGCUGCCUUAUUUGGAGGCCUUCAUCCUGGAGACCUUCCGACACUCCUCCUUCGUCCCCUUCACCAUCCCCCACAGCACAAUAAGGGACACAACACUGAAUGGCUUCUACAUCCCCAAGGAACGCUGUGUCUUCAUAAACCAGUGGCAGGUCAAUCAUGACCCGAAGCUGUGGGAGGACCCAUCUGAGUUCCGGCCGGAGAGAUUCCUCACUGCCCAUGAUACCACCAUCAGCAAGACCUUGAGUGAGAAAAUAAUGCUCUUCGGCAUGGGCAAGCGCCGGUGCAUAGGGGAGGUCCUGGCCAAGUGGGAGAUCUUCCUCUUCCUGGCCAUCUUGCUUCAGCAGCUGGAGUUCAGUGUGCCACCAGGUGUGAAAGUGGACCUAACCCCUACCUACGGGCUGACCAUGAAGCCUGCCCCCUGCGAGCAUAUCCAGGCACGGCUGCGCUUCCCCAUCAAGUGA